Molecule: messenger RNA, 2630 nt
Organism: Cydia pomonella (codling moth)
Lineage: Eukaryota; Metazoa; Arthropoda; Insecta; Lepidoptera; Tortricidae
Exons: 2
Coding region: 1664-2116 (150 amino acids)
Source: RefSeq, a predicted model, not a curated record
UUCGUUUUUUCUUGGUGACCCAGGAGAUGAAUUUAGACCUCCAUACAAAAAGAGCAUGUCCCAGUCGCGUAUCGGCUUCGGUUUUUACUUAACAGUAGAAAAAUAUAUUCUACCAUAUAUACUAUGUAGAGUAUUUACAUCUAUUUUACCAGUUCAAUGCUAAAAGUCCGCUAACAUACAUGUAUUUAUUUAUAAAAAUAUUUGUUAGUGUUAGUGUGUCCCAAAACAAUGGAUCAUUUUUAAGUCUCGAUCUAAGUAUCACGUAACAGUGUCCAGUAUUACGGUUACUUUCUUAAUCGCCGACCAUUUCGUCCAGGGUACGAAAAGAGGUUGGAUGUAUUAAUUGUCGGUCCACUAACUUACCGUUCAUAUUCCGAACGUAAUUUAGAUGUUUAUAUUAUUUUUAAGCUAAACAGAUCUAUUUUGGGUCUAAUAUGUUAUAGUAACUUAGUUUAUUGAAAUAUUUUUGUGGAUAGUACAAAAAAUGGUCAUUUUUUCAUUAAAUGUCUUCUGGGUCACCGUUCUCCCAGGUCAUUUUUCUGGUGACCCAGGAGACAUUUACUAUGACUCAGGAGACGUUUUUCGUAUACAUGUAGAUUUUUAUUCUCCAUUGUAUUGCAAUUAUUAAUUUUCCAAUAGAAAAUAUUAUGAAACUGUUGAUAUAUCACUUUGCUGAUGAGUGGAUGUGGAAUUCAAAUUUCUAGUUUUCUGCCUAUACAUUUUGAAAUAAUAACUUGAUAUGCUGCAGUGCACUCCCAACGUUAAUAAACACGUAACUUUAAAAAAAGUUUUGGCCCACUCACUCUGAGUUUAAACGAUGAAGUGCUUAUCAUAUUAUAUUAGAAUUUUAAUACCAGCCCCAAAUAACUGAAAAUGUCUCUUGGUGAACAAAAUUUGUCUCUGAGAAAACUACGAUGGCCCUAAAAAUUUUACGUACAUUUCGUAUUUUUCUGAAUUAAUAAAUUGGAUUAUUAUUUUUUCUGAUUGUUUGAUUGCAUUGACAUCACUAAGAAAGAAAGAAUAUGCAGGAAUGCGGAUUUUAAGUAAUAUAGAAAACUUUCCUCGGAUUUUUUGUCAUUAGUGACCCAGGAGAAGUAUUGAUUACUGUUAUACAAAAUCAAACAGGAUCUCCCCAUUUGAGUUACCGGAAGAAAAGCGUUUGUCCUUUUAUAUAUGUAGUAGAAAAUCAUUUUUUUCGAUUAAAUGACGUUUUAUUAGACAAAUCGUGGAUAACCCAGGGGACACGUUUUGAGUCAUCGCAACAUAAUAAACAGCAAAAGUUGUCAAAAUCAAAAUAAUGAAAUUUAUGCGUGAGCUGUACUUGCAUACAAAAAUUUAAUUAUAGUUCUACGUCAAAUAUAUAAAAACAAAUAAGAUUUAAAAGUAUUUUUUUUUUAUCUUUCUCAAUGACAUAAAAAAGUUGAUUGGCUGUUGCUUAAAAUCAUAUUCUUUUAUUUUCUGAAGCUUUGGAAAGUUAUCCUUACUUAAUUUCUAGGGUUACAUAAACUACAUAUUCACAACCUGCGUCCGAUACGACGUAUUAUACAGCUUGUCUCAUCUUGCGGAGUCAGGCACUGUAAUUCAAACGUCACCGUCCAUAUACACAUUAAUAAAUGAGACUAUCAACGAAGUUGGAGAAGUCCUUCUAUCUCAGACAAUACUAAUGGAAGACACAGAUUCAUUUGAAUAUGUCGUGCAUCACUCGAACACUGCGACUUUGGAAAGGAAAACUGAUGCGAUUAUGUUGAUUCUGAUGAAAUACACAGACGGAUCCGGCAGGCCUACAUUAUAUGUAAUGGAUGAUUGUGUUCGCUCCUUCUACUUAUCGUAUAUUGCAAAUUUAGAAUUUCCAUUCGUGGACGUAAUUGACGUGUUCAUGACGCGUCUAUUCGAGACGGGCUUGACGGCUAUGUACUACACCUGGACGAGCCGCGCUCUGGGCCUGCAGGUGUCGCUGCCCAACCUGUACUCGGAGCCGCGAUCUGCGUCCAAGAUAGGCAUGAAGGAGCAGGCCAUUGCCUUCACUGUGCUCUUGGUGGGAUACGCCGCGUCUGUUAUCGCGUUCGUUAUCGAAAUUUGGUUUGAUAAACGGAAGAAAUAUCCUUUUAUACAUUAAACUUACUCGAAAGAAAGUAAUCUUUCAAUUCGAUUAAAUUGUUACGUGCACUUCAGCUUGUUCGUGGUUCGCGUGCGGAAACCAUAGCGGCCACGGAUUUUUGAACACAUGGUAUGCUUUUUCAGCGGUUCAGGGGGUAUUAAACAAGAAAAUUAUUAUUUACAGAGUGUAAAUUCAAUACGGGCGAAUAUUUAAACGCUGGUAAGCAUAGGAAUUUUGCUUAGAAAUACUAUAAAAAUGUUAACCAUAGAUACAAAAUAAUUCAGCCCGCAAUGUACAGUCACACACACUAUGGCAGCAUGCUGAGUCGGGACCAUUUCGUAGCUUAUAUAUUAUGUUUUGUUACUUGUUGUUUUCCUCUUUUAUUUUGCCACGAAUAAACGCUCUCUACUCUACUGCACACAGUUACAAGACACGAUCUUUUUAAAGUUUAUCGCCCGUAUUGGAUUUACACACUGUAUAUGUAAUCGUGUUUUAAAUAGGUAAGGUGCGCUGGGGUAAGAUCGAUAUAUGU